Molecule: messenger RNA, 871 nt
Organism: Drosophila biarmipes
Lineage: Eukaryota; Metazoa; Arthropoda; Insecta; Diptera; Drosophilidae
Exons: 3
Coding region: 418-795 (125 amino acids)
Source: RefSeq, a predicted model, not a curated record
UUAUUGGGGUUGGUCAACACAAUACAUUUAAAAAUGCUUUCUGGCCAAAGUUUGAGGUAUGAAAACAACGACUUCUUGUUCCCUAGAAAAUACGUAGCUUCAAACUCCACUCCACAAUGUGCGGUUACUCCCCGAGUGGUGUGCCCAGUUCUAUCCUCUUUGGUGCCUUCCUCGUUCGGAUUAUUCUACGUGAGCAGCACCAUCGUCCGUGCUGUGGGUACUACGUAUGCCAUAUCCUGAUUCGACCUUUUAAGCGACUCUGACCUUAAAUAAAAUUAGUAAUGCCUCACAACUGGUUUAUUUUACUCUUCACACUCCAGUGUUAUUUGACAUACUCUUCCAGUCCAAGCAGUCCCUGAAAACAAGCUCUUGAAGUCGAGAUACCAGUCAGUGCAACGUUUCACUAUCCGCCUCCCAAUGUGUCGGGUCAACGAAGUAUCCCCUGAACUCUGCACCGGCUUCUACGCGUGGUGGUGCAUGGCAUGGGGCCUCUUUGUCGGCGCUGGAUACACUCUGCUCCUAAUUUCCGAACAGCUGAAAGUUAUACCCAAGGUGCCAAUGUAUUAUAGAAUUUUGUUUAUUGCCUUUGCGGUUUUGGGGUUUUCCUAUCUUUUAGCUGGUGCUUUGAUGUACAUCGGCAUGCAAUACGACCAACCGAUAGUAUUCAAGGUUGGAAAGAUAUUGAGCUCUGCCUUCGCAAUGGCUUCCCUUCCUCUUCUAUUUUUUACAAUUGUACAUUACAGCACCGUGCGUUGCCUGUGUCAGUACAUGAAAAGGCGCUGGAACAAGGGCUAGGGGCGACGGCAAUUAAAGAGAACAACCCAUCUGUUACGACUAUUUUAUAACUUAAUUUAUAUUUAAAAUAAACCGC